AUGACGAAGUUGCAGGUUGGAAAUCGAGUAUGUGGUAAAAGCAAGCGACACAUGGGCAAGAUUGGACGCAUCCUGCGCGUGCUGAAGGAGAGCAGGCAGCACACCUAUGAUGUUCAAUGGACAAAUGGAGCUGUAGACAUCGUUUCUGCUCGUUCGAUUAGUGUGGAUCCAGCCUUUAGCAGGUUUGAGUAUGGCGUUGCAAGUGAGGGGAGUAUUUUUUUGGAGCUUCUCGGGUCCGCAGAUGACCACAACCAAGACAAUCUAGUGUGCGAAUCAUCCUCUAGCGACGGUGAAGAGGGAGAAGAUGAUGCAGUCGACUCAGUUGAAAACUCGGAAAGUGAGGGGGGCGAUACCGUGACAGCUCACGGCAGAUUGUGGGUGUCUUGUGAUGCCAUCUUGGUUGACCAAGCAACACAGUUUUCAUCUCGAGCAAUAAAAUUUCUGUGGCCUGCGUACCUACAGCUUGGAGAGCCGACACUAGUGAAAUAUUUCUACUUAAUGUACAGUAGUGGACGCCUACAACACGUACCGUUAUGA
Messenger RNA from Phytophthora nicotianae INRA-310, 537 nucleotides. RefSeq lists its product as hypothetical. Lineage: Eukaryota; Oomycota; Peronosporomycetes; Peronosporales; Peronosporaceae. The record is from RefSeq and is a predicted model, not a curated record. The coding region runs from base 1 to 537 and encodes 178 amino acids. The transcript has a single exon.